Molecule: messenger RNA, 2403 nt
Organism: Toxorhynchites rutilus septentrionalis
Lineage: Eukaryota; Metazoa; Arthropoda; Insecta; Diptera; Culicidae
Exons: 1
Coding region: 1-2403 (800 amino acids)
Biological process (GO): DNA integration
Molecular function (GO): nucleic acid binding
Source: RefSeq, a predicted model, not a curated record
AUGAAAGUAAUGACAUUUGGGGCAUGCUGUUCUCCGAGUAGCGCUCAAUACGUGAAGAACAUAAAUGCAGAACGGUUCAAGAGUGAAUACCCGGCGGCAUACGAGGCCAUCACGAAAUCACACUACGUCGAUGACCUGUCAAUCAGUGUCGCUUCUGAGGACGAAGCCAUACAGAUAGCGAAGGAUGUUAGGCACGUGCAUGCACAAAGCGGGUUCGAGAUUCGAAACUGGAUCAGCAAUUCCAGACGGGUAACGUCAGCACUACAAGAAGUAAACAUGGAGGAGAAAUGUCUUGACCUAUCAUCAGAACUGUCUACAGAGAAGGUCCUAGGUAUGUGGUGGAAUACAACGUCUGACGCAUUCACGUACAAAAUCGGUUGGACUCGUUUUGACGGAGCUCUGUUAAAUGGUCAACGACGACCUACAAAGCGCGAGGUUCUACGGAUUCUCAUGUCUAUAUUCGAUCCACUUGGACUGAUUGCUCACUUUCUAGCGUACUUGAAAACCUUGUUGCAAGAUAUCUGGAGAUCCGGUAUUGAAUGGGACGAAGAAAUAAACGACGUUGCAUUCACGGAUUGGCUCACCUGGCUGAAAGUCUUGCCCAAUGUCGAAAACGUUCACAUCGCCCGGUCCUACAGUGUCAGAUAUCCAUUCACCAAAGCGGACGAAAUACAACUGCAUACUUUCGUAGAUGCAGGGAAAAAUGGAAUGGCAGCUGCAUGUUUUCUUCGCCUUGCCAAGAAUAGUAUAAUUCAUUGUUCACUUAUCACCUCUAAAACCAAAGUCGCACCACUGAAACUCACAUCGAUUCCUCGACUGGAACUACAAGCAGCGUUGAUAGGGACACGGCUCAGUCGAACAGUUAUCAACAAACUUGGGAUACGAAUCUCUAAGAAGUUUUACUGGUCAGAUUCGAGAGAUGUUUUAUGUUGGAUUAACUCCGAUCAUCGUCGAUAUACUCAAUUUGUCGGGUUCAGAAUAACGGAGAUCCUAGAGACUACGGAAGCACAGGAAUGGCGAUACGUACCAAGCAAACUAAACGUUGCCGACGAUGGCACCAAGUGGGACAAACAACCUGAUUUAUCUCCCGACAGCAGGUGGUUCAAUGGACCAGAUUUCCUAUGGACAACCGAAGACAAGUGGCCACAGUUAGGAAUCCGGAACAAAUCCACAAAUGUUGAACUCGUAGCAAGCCUUGCCCUCCACUACGCUCUCUAUGAACCGAUUGUCCUCGUCGCUGACUAUUCUAGUUGGGUUCGGUUGAGAAAUGUUGUAGCACGUGUGUUACGGUUCAUAAAAAAUUUACGAUCCAAUCAACGGAAACAUCCAAUCAUCACAGGACCACUCAUCGGAAAUGAACUCUGCGCUGCUGAAGCUUAUUUGAUUCGUCUCGCGCAACAAGAAGGUUACCCCGAGGAAGUCUCCGUUUUCCUGAGUUCAGGGCAGAAGGAAGAUGGCUCAACAACGACCCUUCGGAAAUCAAGCUCACUCUACAAGCUGACACCAUGGCUGGACGAAUGUGGCAUUCUACGAAUGAGAACUCGUAUCGCAGCCUGUCAAUAUGCAACUGAAGAUGCGAAGAAACCCAUCAUUCUACCAAGCAAGCACCAUAUCACUACCCUUAUAAUUUCGCACUACCACAACGAAUAUCAUCACCAAAACCACGAAACGGUGAUAAACGAACUGCGACAGAGAUAUCAAAUCAAGCAUCUACGUUCGCGCUUUCAACAAGUAUGCACAGAUUGCCAGAGAUGCAAGGUGGAACAUGCCGCACCAAACCCUCCACUCAUGGCAGAUCUACCUCCUGGACGCCUGGCAGCAUUCUCACGCCCGUUCACGCACACAGGAAUAGACUACUUCGACCCAAUCGAAGUAGUCGUUGGAAGGAGAGUCGAGAAACGUUGGGGAAUGCUAGCGACCUGCUUGACCGUUCGAGCGAUACAUAUCGAAGUAGUACACUCAAUGACUACUAGUUCUUGUAUCAUGGCAAUCCACAAUUUCAUCGCUAGGCGCGGGCAACCCUGUAAAUUCUACAGCGAUCGGGGAACUAAUUUCGUCGGGGCCGAGCGUGAACUGAAGAAGAUGAGAGAAACGAUCGAUCAUAACGUUAUUAUGAAAGAGUUUACCAAUACCAAGACUGAGUGGUUGUUUAAUCCACCAUUGGCGCCACACAUGGGUGGAAGCUGGGAGCGACUUAUUCGUACAGUAAAGAACAACUUAAUGGCCGUCUGCACAACGAAAAAGCCAUCUGAGGAAGUACUGCGUAACACACUAAUCGAAAUUGAAAACGUGGUCAAUUCCCGUCCGCUCACGCACGUGCCGUCAGUCGAAGACUCUGCUCCCGCUCUCACACCACUUCCUAUUGGGAUCGUCCAACGGAAACAAACCGCUCGUCACGAUUAA